Messenger RNA from Cyclospora cayetanensis, 3087 nucleotides. RefSeq lists its product as uncharacterized. Gene Ontology annotation, molecular function: protein binding. Bases 1 to 3087 code for a protein of 1028 amino acids. Lineage: Eukaryota; Apicomplexa; Conoidasida; Eucoccidiorida; Eimeriidae. The transcript has 5 exons. The record is from RefSeq and is a predicted model, not a curated record.
AUGCAAGAGCAGGGAUGCAGCGCAAGUCAGCACGAAGAGCCGCGUUCCUCGGCUGCACCUCACAGCUCGGCAGGGGAGGCUCCUGCAGCAGCUGCAGGACCAGCACUUGAGCACAGCGGCCUCUUUCCUGGAAGCCAGGGAGCACCCACGCCUCCUGCGGUACUGUGUUGCUUCCACAGACUCCACAAGGCAAGCAGUGACGCUUCUUCAGAUGUCUCUGCUGCAGCGCUCGGCGCGGAGACAUCGCUAGCAGCGGAGAGGAGAGAGGAGGCACCAGAAAGGUGGAGAGACUCCCACAGCACGCAGAACGACUUUAUCAAGCAAAUGCUGCACAGCACGAGCAUUCGAGGCCAGCUAGCUCUAGACUGCCUUGGCGAGUCGGAUCUGCCAUGGGAGGAGGACGAGGACGUAGCCGACCCUUCUUCAACAGCCGCAGCAUCCACACCAGCCGGAGAUGCAGAUCCGUUGCAAGAUAUCUUGCGCCUCUGCAAGCCCCUGCAACCAGGGAUGGAGCCGAGUGUGCCGUCUGUGUACAGCGACGCCGUUGGCGACACCGACAGAAGCCUUACGAGCGCCGCAGCUGGUGAGUCGCCUCCUCCUGCUGCUGCCGCAACGACGAGUGCUGCAACAGCGGGUACCACCUCUCCGGCCUCUUCGGGGAGCGCCGUGACGCAGGCGCUUUUCUCUGCCGCUGCUUCAGCCUGCAUGCAGCUGCUCGCGGCGUCGCCUGCAGUAGCAACAGCAGCAACAGCGGUUCCUGCAUCUGCUGCUACCGCUACGUCUUCCUCCACUGCGGCUGCACGCGGAGCUCCUCCUCCAAGCGCUCGCAAGGGAGUGGGAAGCGGUGGCGCAAAAGAUGCACCAGCCGGAGUGGCCGAAGUAAGGAGCACCAGGUUCAUCCCUGCAGAGGGAACCCCCCUCGAGGUGUCAAGGGUGUUAGGAAGAGGUGCUGGUACGUCUCCAAUAGCGCCAGCAGCAGCUGCUGCCGCCGCACGACUUGUGCGAAGCAUUGCUGCAAGCUCUGCCCCGCUGCUUCAGCAGUCGGAUGAAGCUGUGGAUCAGUUUGUCGUAUCCCUCGCAGAAGCCGCUCUUCAAGGGGUGUUCGCCCCCAGAUGCCGAUACACCACCCGGUUGCAGCAACUACAGCACCAGCAGCAACAGCACCAGCAACAACAACAGCAACAGCACCAGAAACAGCAGCAACAAAAGGGAGAUGGUGCAGGCCACACCAGCAGCACCAGCAGCGGCAGCAGCGUUUUACAGGCCAUGCCCAGCACCGUUAAUUUGCCCCUAUUCAGCAUCCCUGGCGAGCGUUCGAGGGCCUUAACGAAACGCGCAUUAAGCGGGUUGCCAGCAGAGCCAGCAGCGGCGACAACAACGGUGGCAACUCCGGCAGCAAAGCCAGCCAUCACAGCAGCAGCAAGACGCUCCGUGCUAGGCUGUGCAGAGGAAUCAGCGGCUGUUCGCACCUCCGCCAGCGGCGAGUCUCGCCUUAUUACGGGAGACACGGGGGUGGCCGGUGUGUUUGUGGCGUCUCAUGCUUUCGAACUGGGAGGCGUCUCUGGGGCUGUGGGGUGUCUUCAAGUACACCCCACGGAAGCCACUGUUGCCGUCGCUGGCACCACAUCGGGGGAGACGUUCCUUCUGGAUCUAGAAGGCCUUCGUAUUCGCUCUGCGCUGCCACACUGCAGCAGAAGCAGCAGGGGCAACCCCGGCAACAACAGGAGAGCCUGCAGUAGUGUGGCUUGGGUAGAGGCGCAGGGCCUGAUAGCGGUCGGAAGCUGUGAGGGAAGGAUCGCUCUGCUCGAUCCCAGAGUGGGAAAAGAAGUUUCCAGCUGGCAUGCGCAGAAGGGCCCCAUAGAUUCCUUUCGCGCGGUUGGUCCUUACGGUAGGCUGCCUGGUAUUGCUGCUGCCGCACUCUUUCCGCCACCAAUUCAAUUUCCGUGUGGCGCCUACCCAUGCAUUGUUUCUGCGGCCGCAGCAUGCGUAUCUGCCUCUUCCAAAGAAGCAUUUUUAAACUUUUGGGACAUAAGAGUGCCUCCCCAGGACCCCCUGCAACCCUUCAGCUCAUGCGACUCCCAAGACUGGUGGUGCGGAGGCGGGAUGGGGGCACGUCGUGGGGUUCUUUCUUGCAUGCGAUUUGAGGAUGGUAUAUCCGACGUUGCAGUCUCUCCAGAGGAAUCGUGCUUUGCUGUGGCGACCUUGGGAGGCGAUGUAACGCUGAUGUCUCUGCCCCUGUCCCCGCAUCCUUGGUUGCUGUCUUUUCCAGUGUGCGAGCUGUGGGAUCUACACGACACGAGCUACAGGGCGCAAAUGUCGGUAUGGGGUUCUUCCUGGGACCACCUGCGGCCUUAUCCGUUGCCUCCAAGGAAACAGACGCAGCCGCGCGUGGUGGACUUCAAACCCUCCCCCCUCUUAAUCUCACCUGACUGCCUCUUCCCCCAACUGCUCGCGGUGCAGAGCACGAGCAUCAAGUGCAGCAGCAAGGCGGGAAGCAGCAGCAGCAACAGCAGCAGCAGCAGGCCCUUCCACGUCUUUCUCAACAACGCAUUCCUGGACGACACGGGAGGUCAGGAUGCUGCACAGGAAGGGAAAGCGGAGGCCACUGCCACUGUUACUGCGGCGUACCCCAAGAAAUCACCCGACGAGGGAGAGAGCUUUGCUGAAGGGUCUACGGAACGAGCAUCUGCAGCCGCAGCAGCAGGAGCAGCAGUAGACGAUAACGAAGAGACUCUGCUGGAGUGGGCCCGCAAUGAGGCCUCCAAGUUUGAGGGCCCCUUGGGGGGCGAUAUGCGCACCCCGGCAAGGGCCUUCUGCUGCAGCCUGUGGAGGGACAAAGUUCUGGGAGUUGGCGGUCCAGCACAUUUGGGAGGAGCCCUACACCUCUGGGAUGCGAGCUCAGGUUUCCUCUGUAGCAGCAGCGUGAGCCCCCAGAGUCAGCAGCAAAUCCGCUGCAUUGCACCACACCCCCGAGGAGCUCCUUUGGCUCUCACCGGCGGCAUCUCCUCGUCAAGGGGUGGGGUUGUUGUUCUUUGGGGGUAUCUUUCUGUAGGGCAAAUGGAGGAUGCAGACCUUGUCGCGCUGUAG